Messenger RNA from Centruroides sculpturatus (bark scorpion), 1357 nucleotides. Its product is annotated as McKusick-Kaufman/Bardet-Biedl syndromes putative chaperonin-like. Gene Ontology annotation, biological process: chaperone-mediated protein complex assembly; developmental process; intracellular transport. The transcript has 3 exons. Gene Ontology annotation, molecular function: ATP hydrolysis activity; ATP binding. The coding region runs from base 90 to 1271 and encodes 393 amino acids. Gene Ontology annotation, cellular component: cytoplasm; kinociliary basal body; nucleus. Lineage: Eukaryota; Metazoa; Arthropoda; Arachnida; Scorpiones; Buthidae. The record is from RefSeq and is a predicted model, not a curated record.
GUUCUAAAAACGAAUACUGUAUACAGUUUUUGUUUGAUGCCGUUACCAUUGGCAACUGUUCUGUUAUUGCCUGUACUAGAAAAACGGGAAUGGCGGAACAGUUAGUAGGAAAAAUAAGUACCGUACAGAUUUCGGAUGUACUAACAGAGCCACUGAGUUUGUCGCAAAAUUUAAAUCCUCUACUCACUCUAAAUGACAUCGUGCGUACGUGCUAUGGACCACGUGGUCGUUUGAAAUUGAUCCAAAACAAAGAUGGAGGAACGGUUGUUAUAACGUCGUCUUCAUCUAUUUUAUUUCAUAGAAUAUCGCCUUCUAAUCCAUUUGUUCGACUUAUUUUUGCCUGUGUUAAGUCUCACUUAAGCAAGUUUAAUGAUUUUGGUUUAUUAACAGCAUUGAUUAUAACAACGCUUUUAUUAAGUUCCUUGCACCUAAAUGUGCCUAAAAUUCUGGUUGCUGACGUAAACGAUUACAUCAUAAAGCUGUGUUUUGAAUAUUUCAAUUCGGAGCAGUGUCCUUGUAAGGUGCGGCUUCGAUUGGAUGAUGUUUCGCAGCUGCUAUCUGUGAUAAGAACUGUGAUAAAUUCAAAACCGGGUUGUGUGUUGAGUAAAGAUGAGAAAAAUCAUCUCGCUUUGUUAUUACUGAAAGCAUUCUUAAAUGUCGUGCCGAAUACGGGCAAAAUUAUGGGUAGAAUUGAAAUUAUCACUCGGGAAGGAGUAAAUGUAUUAAAUUCAGAUGUAUUUUGUGGUCUCUUGAUACCUUGUCAAUCAAAUACCAAAGCAAUCUGUGAUAAAAAUGGGAAAAGAAAUUUAAAAUUGCUUCUUUUUGCUACAUCUCUUUCGGGAGAUGCAAAAUUUUGUGUUGAUAAACUUGAAGUUCAUGGAGAUGUAUCAGUUUGGAAUGAAGUAUUUUGUGAAUUAAAUAAUUUGAUUGCAAAAAUUAUUGAAAAUGACAUUGAUAUUGUAGCUUGUCAAAUGGUGAUUCACCCUUUGUUAAAAGAACGAUUAGAAAGUGCUGGAAUUUUAGUAUUUGAUCGUUUGGGUGCUGAUCUUUCACGUGCACUUCAGGAAUUAACGAGAGCUUGUCCAAUAGAAACUUUACUUUUUCCAGAAGAUUUAAAUGUUGUAGGUAAUGUAACAUCUAUUGAAAUGAAAAAAAUUAAUAAGAAAACAUAUGUUAAUCUGCAGUCUAAUGAUACAAUGUGGACGUUACUAAUAUGUCAUAACAUUGAAUCAGCAUUAAAUGAAACAAAUUUUCUUUUUACAUGCUGUUGAGAAUGUGUUAGAAGAUGAUUUUGUUUAUCUACGUCUUGUGAGUUAGGUUUUUUGAUUAAUAUCAGUUGUAUUAUUGUUUUCUGAAU